Messenger RNA from Phytophthora sojae, 1252 nucleotides. RefSeq lists its product as hypothetical. The transcript is spliced from 4 exons. Gene Ontology annotation, molecular function: serine-type endopeptidase activity; protein binding. The record is from RefSeq and is a predicted model, not a curated record. Bases 1 to 1179 code for a protein of 392 amino acids. Lineage: Eukaryota; Oomycota; Peronosporomycetes; Peronosporales; Peronosporaceae. Gene Ontology annotation, biological process: proteolysis.
AUGUGGCGGAGCUCUUGGCGUGCAGCAGCUCGCGCUGCCCCACGCAUCGGUGCUCGACACCUGUCCACCGCCAAGGCAGGUGCAGGCGGCCGCCGCUUUGUAGUGGGCUCUUUGUCGGGCGUUUACGCUGUCGCUGGAGCCGGACUCGCAGCGGCUGCAGUCAUUACCUACGACACGCGAGAGGAAGGGGCGCUGUUGGAGGCGCGUACCGGGAGGAACAGCGUGUUGUCGCGCAACUUUAUCGCCGACGCUGUAGAGAAGGCGUUCCCGGCUGUGGUCAACAUCGCAGUUGACUCAGGCUACGUCACGAGCAAUGGGUCGGGAUUCAUCAUCUCGAAGGAAGGUCUGAUUGUGACGAACGCCCACGUUGUCGCGAGGUGCAAUCGUUACUCUAAAAUUCAGGUGACGUUCGCGGAUGGCAGCAACUACCCUGCUGUGAUCCACAGCGCCGACACUCUUUCGGACAUAGCUCUUCUGCAGAUCAAGUCGGACGAUGUGAAGGAAUGGCCCAUGAUAUCGAUCGGAUCGUCGUCAGAGUUGCGUGCUGGUGAGUGGGUGUGCGCGCUCGGCAGCCCGUUUUCACUGCAGAACAGUGUGAGCGCCGGCAUCAUCAGCGCCGUAGCUCGGCACAGCAGCGAGCUGGGGUAUCCGCAAAAGGGAGGCGAGUACAUCCAGACGGAUGCGGCCAUUAACGCAGGCAACUCUGGUGGUCCGCUCAUCAACCUGGACGGCGAAGUGAUCGGCAUCAACACUAUGAAAGUGGAUGGCAGUGUGGGCAUCUCAUUCGCCAUCCCGGCCGACACGGCGGUCCAAGUGAUCGAGCAGCUCCGCAAGCACAAGAAGGUGGUGCGCCCGUACAUCGGCAUGCAGAUGAUCAACUUCAACACGCGAGAGCUUAGGGAGAUCGGCCGAUUGUUCCCGGACGUGAAGGAAGGCGUGAUUGUCAAGUCUGUUGCGCCUGGCUCGCCCGCCCACAAAGGAGGCCUGCUUCCCGGCGACGUGAUCGUCUCGUUCGACGGGAAGAAGGUGCACAGCACUAAGGACAUUUUGACCACGGUGGGCUACAGUAUCGGCCGCCAUAUUCCCGUGCAGGUGAAGCGCCGCGGAGAAAAGAAUCUCGUGAAGCUUCAGGUCACGACCGAGCCGCUGCCGGCGCCGAUCCAGCAUUUCCGCGGCUAGAGUGUCGAUGUUGAAGUGGAGAUGGCUACACUAAAAUUUCGUAAAGACAAAAAUGGAUUUUCACUCAUGUGGU